AUGUGGUCUCUGGAUAUUGGAAUAAAACAAAUUUGUUUAUCUGCGAUAAGUGGAAAACAAAACCCUGAGUAUUUUCAAACUUUUGAUAUCACAAUUCUUCGUGUAUCGUUUCUCUUUCAAAAUUCACUGUUACUUCAUCACUCUGGUUCACAUGAUACAAUGGAAAUAAUUAGGAGGCCUAAUAUGGAAACACAACAACAUGAACACCUACACCGGAUAAUUACGUAA
This is a messenger RNA of Schistosoma turkestanicum, 228 nucleotides long. The record is from the annotation of a GenBank genome assembly. Lineage: Eukaryota; Metazoa; Platyhelminthes; Trematoda; Strigeidida; Schistosomatidae.